GGGAAAGGAAGAGAAGGAAGAAAAGAGAGUGAUCGGGUUCCCUUUUUCUGUGCUGGGUUUGGUUUAGGUUUGAUCCAGCUUCAUUGUGUUUUCUGCAAAGCAUUUUUCCACUGGGAGGAAAUAAAACAACAACACAGGUAUUUAUGGGCAAUUUCUGAGUUGUCUCUAAACAACCAAGUUAAGUUUUUGAGAUGCAAACUAUCUCAGGCAUGGUCGGUUUCAUUGGGGACAAACAGAAACCCACAGAUCUUCACAGAAUGCUACAACCUCCAAGCCUGGAGCUCCAUAUCCAACUUCCAGCUUUAUGUUGUUUUCCUCUUUUUCCUCCCCUGUUUCCUCUGCAGUAGACACAGGCUGUCAAUGGAACCAAAACACCAAAAAAAUGAAACAGCAGUCUCAGAAUUUCUUCUUCGGGGAUUCUCAGAAAGGCCAGAGCAUCAGAUGCUCCUCUUUGGGCUGUUCCUCUCCAUGCACCUGAUCAGUGGGAACCUCCUCAUCAUCUUGGCCAUCAUCACAGACUCCCACUUCCACGCGCCCAUGUACUUCUUCCUCUCCAACCUGUCCCUUGUCGAUAUUUUCUUCUCUUCCACCAGUCCCAAGAUGCUGGUGAACCUUCGCACCCAGAGCCGGGCCAUCUCCUUUGUGGGCGGCCUUGCUCAGAUGUAUGCCUUCCACCUGUUCAGGACCAUGGACAGCUUCCUCCUGGCCAUGAUGGCCAUUGACCACUUUGUGGCAAUUGUCCACCCUCUACACUACUCAGUCAUCAUGAGCCCUUGUGUCUGUGGGUUGCUGGUUGGGGGGCCAUGGCUGAUCACCAGUCUCCAGUCACUCAUGCACACCUCCCUCAUGGCUCAACUGACCUUCUGUUCUGGCUCCGAAAUCCCCCACUUCUUCUGUGAUCUCAUGCCCCUGCUGAAGCUCUCCUGCUCUGACAUGCACACCAAUGAGCUGGUGGUUUUUGCUUUGGGCAUCAUCAUGGGCAUCAGCCCCCUCUCCUGCAUCCACCUCAUUUUCUGGGCAGUCUUCAAGAUCCCUUCUGCUCAGGGCAAGUGGAAAGCCUUCUCCACUUGUGGCUCGCACCUCACCACAGUGUCACUGUUCUAUGGCACCGUCUGGGCCAUGUACUUGCAGCCCACAUCUGCCGCUUCCUCCCAGAAGGACAAGGCGGCUGCCCUGAUGUGUGGGGUGCUCAUCCCCAUGCUGAGCCCCUUUAUAUACAGCCUAAGGAACAAGGACAUGAAGGCAGCCCUGAGGAGGUUCAUCGGCAAAGCAGUCUCCUGUCAGUGCUAGGUCAGAACGGUGGUUGGCAUUUACCGUGUUCCAGAACCACUGUUGGGUGGUGAGAACACAGAGAUACAUCCCAUCCGCCCUCAAGGCAUUCAGAGUUGAGUGGGGGAUAGAGAUGUGUGA
Molecule: messenger RNA, 1410 nt
Organism: Acinonyx jubatus (cheetah)
Lineage: Eukaryota; Metazoa; Chordata; Mammalia; Carnivora; Felidae
Product: olfactory receptor 1I1
Biological process (GO): G protein-coupled receptor signaling pathway
Cellular component (GO): membrane
Molecular function (GO): olfactory receptor activity; G protein-coupled receptor activity
Source: RefSeq, a predicted model, not a curated record